This is a messenger RNA of Emericellopsis cladophorae, 1596 nucleotides long. Its product is annotated as D-amino-acid oxidase-like protein. The record is from RefSeq and is a predicted model, not a curated record. Lineage: Eukaryota; Fungi; Ascomycota; Sordariomycetes; Hypocreales; Bionectriaceae. The transcript has 7 exons. The coding region runs from base 1 to 1596 and encodes 531 amino acids. Gene Ontology annotation, molecular function: FAD binding; D-amino-acid oxidase activity. Gene Ontology annotation, cellular component: membrane.
AUGGCCAAGCAAGACACCAUUGUUAUUAUAGGCGCCGGUAUCAUCGGCCUCGACGUCGCCUUUGUGCUCGCAGAGCGUGGUCUCGGCUCACAGAUCACCAUUGUGGCUGAGUACAUGCCUGGUGACACUGCGACUAAUUACACGUCGCCAUGGGCCGGCUGUAAUUUCUCAGCCAUCUCGGGCACGGAUGCCAAUGCGUUGAAGUGGGAUAAACUAGGCUAUGCGCAUCUCAUGCGCUUAGCGACUGAGUGCCCGGCUGAGUCGUAUGUUGAGCGGACGCCUUCGGUCGAAUAUUGGCAGGAGACUGUUCCUCAUGAGAAGAUCAAACACAUGGCGGACUACCUCGAAGACUUCAAGGUCCUCCCCUCCAAUGAGUUGCCCGAGGGCGUAAAAGCUGGCAUCACAUUCACAGCGGUCACCAUCAACGCCCCAAAGCACUGCGAAUAUCUCCAAAAACGGCUCGAGGAUUUAGGUGUCAAGUUCUUCCGCCAAAGGCUACCCAAUCUUGCAGCUGGCUUCAUCAGCCCCUCAACAAGGCUAAUCUUCAAUUGCACAGGCCUCGCAGCAAAGACGCUUCCGGGCGUCAAAGACGAGAAAGUCUUUCCUACCCGUGGACAGGUUGUUCUCGUCCGUGCGCCAACCGUGAAGCAAAUCAGCAUGCUUCAUGGCAACGGCUUCGAGACCUACAUUAUUCCGAGGCCGGGUUCGAAUGGCAAUGUGAUCCUUGGAGGGUACAUGCAAAAGGGUGUCGGCGAUGGCUCAACCUAUUCCUACGAGACAAAAUCCAUUCUAGAACGUACAAUCCAUCUCGAUACUAAGCUGCAAAACCCAGAGACGGAGGUCCUGGCUGCUUUCGCUGGCAUGAGGCCUUCGAGGACGGGCGGCGCGCGCAUCGAGGGAGAUUCGAUCACAGUGAAGGGUCAGAAGAAGCCGCUUGUUCACAAUUAUGGUGCGGGUGGCACUGGGUACCAAGCAGGCUACGGAUCUCGCAAGAGAGCCGAUACCAUCCCUGAGAAGCACGCACUUAUCCCCAACAUGAACGCACAGCUUGGAGACCCGGAUGAUGAAAACGAGCAGCUUCUUCGAACAAUCCUCGAGGAAUCACGUUCAGCCAAUGCUUUUGAUGCCGGCUUCCAUUCUCGCAUCGCAGACCACCUGAACGAAGCCGGCGCUCACGCUCUCUCCCGCGGCUGGAAGGAGCGUUUCGCUGAGCACAUCCUACGAGGAGUUGAGUGCAUCGUUGAGACUGAGCGCAAGAUGGGCAUCGCGAUGGGUCGCGCCUACGACAAGGCUCACAUCACCUACAAGGACUUUGCAAAGGAACACCCGGUAUGGGACGGCAUGAUCAAGACUGGCCUCACGAUCAUCGCAAUUGGCAUUCUCGCGGAGAUGCUGCCCUGGGCUCUGGAGUGGCUCGGCUUCAGGCUCCUCACUUCUGCCGGGUUCUCCGAUGUUGGACCAGUCAUGGGGUCUUUCGCUGCUCGUUGGAUGUCGAUGAUUGCCAAGAGAUGCGGCAACGUUCCCGCGGGCUCCAUGUACUCGUAUCUGCAGCGAUUGGGAAUGGUCUGGAGGUACAAGCCCAUUGUUAAGGUUUAG